Mya arenaria is the source of this 1121-nucleotide messenger RNA. RefSeq lists its product as uncharacterized. Lineage: Eukaryota; Metazoa; Mollusca; Bivalvia; Myida; Myidae. The transcript is spliced from 4 exons. The record is from RefSeq and is a predicted model, not a curated record. Bases 79 to 468 code for a protein of 129 amino acids.
CGACGUCGCAUUUAAACAUACUCAAUCAUACGUACCAUGGAAGGAAUAAAAGUGUGAUUUUCAUGUCUGUGCGUUUUGAUGGCAUGCUGGGGCGUGUUCGGUUCCGACUGUUGCUCCAGUUACACGGACCCGUUCGGCAAGUACCACUCAUCCCAGCUAUGUCAGGAUUACUGCUGUUGGACCCUUGGCAUCACGAAGGUGAAGGAGUGCUGCAACAACCCCUUACGCCAGGUCCCCUCCUUCGACCGUAACCAGUCCUGUGUGAAGAGCUGGAUCGCCGAACACAUCUGGGUGCCAAUCGUGUCCGGGUUGGUGGUGCUGGGCCUGAUCGUUUUGUGCUGCUGCUGCUGCUGCUGUUGUGGCUGCUGCUGCUUUCGGAGGGAUAGCACCGUAGUUGUCCACUCCCCGGGAGCUCCUCAAACGAGCGUUGUAAUGGCCAGCCAGACCAACAUGAUGUACAACGGAUAAGGCUAGUAGAACCGCUCCCGACAGCACUCCCGACACCCGACACCACUCCCGACACUCCUCCCGACACCACUCCCGACACCACUCCCGACACCACUACUACUCCCGACACCACUCCCGACACCAUUCCCGACACCACAACCACUCCCGACACCAUUCCCGACACCAUUACCAUUUACACAAGAAACUUUUAUUCAGCUUUCCGACGAUUGGUCUCAUAGAAACAUGUACAGUCAUUAUACAAGAUUUAAAUACCAGAAUCAAUACUCAUAAAACAUCGAAAUGUCUAUCAUAACUCAACUGCCAUAUCCUAGAAGAACGCAUUACAUUUUCAACCAUUUGUCGUUACAUUAAUACUAGUUUAUUGUACAUGCACAAGAAAUGGUAAUUCUUGCAAUAUAUGUUUAUAAAAUAUACAUGUUUUUAAUAUACCUUAUUCGUUACUUUUUAUUAGUGAAAGUGCAUAUCAUUGUCAAAACAAUUCAACAGAACAGAAUGGAACAGAACAGACAGUUUAUUCGGUUUAUACAAGUGUAUUCCGUAUAUGUAUAAACAUGGUACGUAUCUAAAAUUAAAUACAUAAUAUUAUAUAAUAUAAUUUAAUGAAGGAAAAAAGGUUUAUUUAAAUUUAAUACAUUUAAGCUUAUCGUUAUGUU